Messenger RNA from Encephalitozoon intestinalis ATCC 50506, 462 nucleotides. RefSeq names its product putative ribonuclease-like protein. The transcript has a single exon. The record is from RefSeq and is a predicted model, not a curated record. Gene Ontology annotation, cellular component: ribonuclease MRP complex; ribonuclease P complex. Lineage: Eukaryota; Fungi; Microsporidia; Unikaryonidae. Bases 1 to 462 code for a protein of 153 amino acids. Gene Ontology annotation, biological process: rRNA processing; tRNA 5'-leader removal. Gene Ontology annotation, molecular function: ribonuclease P RNA binding.
AUGUUUAGCGUAGAGGAUCAUUAUGGCUCGUACAUGAGGAAGGAAACCAUUCGAGCUCUUUCCCAAAGAUUUUCGUUGGCAAACAAAAGCGUCAAAACUUCCAAAAGGAAACAGACCGCAGGGAUUCCAAGUGUUGAAAGACAAAAAAUAAGAUAUAAGGACUUCGUGGAGAUAAGUAAAAAGUUUACUGAGUAUCUAUCCGAGUUAAAGGGAGGAAUGAGCCCAUCAACUUUUGUAAACAAAAUGUACAUGUGUGAGCUAACAGGUGCAAAGAUCAAGGUUGUGGGAGGAACGCAUGGAAUAAUAGUCGAAGAAAGAGCCAAUUCGAUAGUUGUUGUCCUGGAAAAUAACUCGGUAAAAACUUACUUAAAGGGAACAACUGAUUUCAUAAUUCCUCAUAAUGGAAUAGAGUACAUAUUUAUUGGAUCCAAAAUGAAAGCUAAUCGGUUCAUAAAAAAAUAA